AUGGCACAACCGAUCCCGCAGCCCAAAGGCCUGCCGCUGGUGGGCAACCUGUUUGACGUCAAGGCCAGCAACACGUGGACGUCGCUCAAGACGCUGGCCGAGGAGCAUGGCGAAAUCUUCCAGAUCAAAGUGUUUGGGCGGGCAAUUGUGUUUGUGGCGAGUGCGGCGCUGGCCGAGGAGCUGUGCGACGAGAAGCGCUUCCGCAAGUACGUUGGCGGGCCCGUCGUCCAGAUCCGCGCCGCCGUGAACGACGCCCUCUUCACGGCCUACGAUAACGAGGCCAGCUGGGGCAUCGCGCACCGCAUCAUCGCGCCGCACCUCACGCCCAGCGCGCUGACGCAGUGGCACGGCGAGAUGCGCGCCACGGCGGAGGAGAUGAUGGAUGGUUGGAUCAAAGGUGGCGGAGGAGGAGGAGGAGGAGGCGUGGUGAUUUCGCCGUUUGAGCAACUCGCACGGCUGAACCUCGAAACGACGACGCUGACGCUCUACGGCAAGAAGCUGGGCGGGCUGACGGGGCCGGAGCACCCGAUGCUGCAAGCCAUGGAGGACUCGACGGCCGAGGCGGUGAUGAGGCCGACACGGCUGCCCAUUGUCAACACGCUGCUGUACGGUCGCAAAUUCAGCCGCGCCAUCGCGGUGAUGCGCGAGUACGCGGCCGACGUGGUGCAGUACAGGCGGGACAACCCGACCGACCGCCAAGACGUGCUCGCGGCGAUGCUGACCGCCAAAGACCCCGUCACCGGCACGGCGCUGACCGACUCGCAGGUCAUUGACGAGGUGGUGUCGAUGCCCAUCGGCAGCAGCACGGCGCCGUGCUUGCUCGCCACGGCGCUGUACCUGCUCCUGCGAAGCCCGUCGGCCGCGCGGCGCGCCCGCGACGAGAUUGACGCCGUGACGGGCGGCGCGGCGGCGCCAAUUGAGCACGGGCACGUCGCACGGCUCGAGUACGUCGGCGCCAUCGUUCACGAGGCGCUGCGGCUGUCCUUUGCGGCGCCGGGCUACAACAUUGAGCCCGUGCCGUCGGCGGACAAGGCGCCCGUGCUGCUCGCGGGCGGCAAGUACCAGGUCGCGCACGACCAGGCCAUGAUCCUCGUCAUGGCCGGCAUCAACCGCGACCCGGCCGUCUUUGAAGACCCCCUGGCGUUCCGCCCGGAGCGCAUGCUCGGUGAGGCGUUUGAAAAGCUGCCGGCGGGGGCCAAGAAGUGGUUCGGCAACGGCAAGAGGGAGUGCAUCGGGAAAGAGUACGCGUGGCACUGGAGCGUUCUGGUGCUGGCGAUGAUGCUGCAGAAGAUUGAUUUUGAGGCGGCGGAUGCAGGAUACGUGCUGGAGAGGGACGGCUGGUUCAACUACAGGCCGGUUGGGUUCAAGGUCAAGGUCAAGGCGAGAGCUUAG
This is a messenger RNA of Beauveria bassiana ARSEF 2860, 1392 nucleotides long. RefSeq names its product Cytochrome P450 CYP541A2. Bases 1 to 1392 code for a protein of 463 amino acids. The record is from RefSeq and is a predicted model, not a curated record. The transcript has a single exon. NCBI's taxonomy places the organism in Eukaryota, Fungi, Ascomycota, Sordariomycetes, Hypocreales, Cordycipitaceae. Gene Ontology annotation, molecular function: iron ion binding; monooxygenase activity; oxidoreductase activity, acting on paired donors, with incorporation or reduction of molecular oxygen.